AUGCUGUCGCUCUCUCUUCCUUCAAGAUUGCAGAAGGCGUUGGUUGGGAUGAUGAUGGAUCUAGGCACGCGUCGUUUAGAGUUAGCAAAGAAGGCAAAGGCAAAACAUGAUCUCAGCCUGCAUCGCAAACUAAAAGAUCUUGAUAUCAGACAGGAGGCCGCAGCUGCAGCAGCCGACACGCGAUUCGACGGAUCAUCAACGGCCUACGCCACCACAGCCAGCUCUGCCCGGACUGGCCGAUCGCUGUUCCAACAUUCGCCUUCUCCAGGUACUACUUUCGCUCAUACCGAAGACCUCGCCGAAGCCGGAUGGUUUAGCUCGGCCCGCUGUCGCUAUUGCAUUUCCGUCACUCGCGCCGCAGGGUGUCUGAUUGGAGGUAGCGUGGCAUCAGCAGCCACGAUGGAUCCAGACUCGGAUAGGGUGGUGAAGUUGGAAGAGACGGACAUCGAGGAAGAAAUAUACACGGUUCUGGUGGAAAAGCGCAGGAAGGAGGAGGAGUGCAGGAAGCAGGAAGCCAAGAAGCCAUUCAGACCGGUCCGGGCCACGAUAAGUGCGCUGUUAAGACUUUUCGUCUGGUACUCAGUGUUUACAGCCCUGUUCUACUGCCCGUCGUCCGUAUCCGAGCUCGACGAUCAGUCACCUCGAGUCUGCAGACCAUACCUAGUCGUAAGGACACACUUGGAACCGCAUCUAGCUCCCUAUUAUCGCAAAUACGGAGCGCCUUAUGUCGAGAAGCUUGAGCCAUACGCACAUUCUUUCCACGAAAAGGUAUAUACUCCCACGGCGCAGUUCUCGAAGGAUGUCUACCAUGGCUACGCUGCCCUUCAUGUCCAGCGCGGUGCACAGCUAGCCAAGGAGCAAUGGACCCAGAGAGUUUCGCCACAUAUAGACCCUCUCCAGAAGCAGAUCACCGGAUACUAUGGUGCGUCUGUCGAACCGCACGUCAAAUCCGCGCAAUCGAUCAUAGUCCCUCAGGUUCGUGUGGCGGUCGCGCAGAGCGUUCUGGUCAAGGACAAAUACCUCAUUCCCUAUUAUAUUCGGACUAGGCCAGUGGUGCAGAGAGCCUAUGCGACUGUUCACAACUUGGUCGUAUCGACGAUAGCACCGUACACACAGAGAGCAGGGUCGGCUAUCUUUCUGUUCCUCAACGGCACUGUGCGAACACACAUCACACACCUCUAUUCAGAGAACGUGGAGCCCCAGCUUGUAAAAAUUGGUGCAAAGCUUGCCAGUUACCGUGAAGGCCGGACGAUACAACACGUCAAUUUAGAGACUGCUAGUAUCACGGUCGAAGUACCGAUCUCUGCAACAGAGCCAGAAACAAGGGAACAUGUAGAGUCGAAAGCUACACAAACUUCGUCAUCCGUGGAACUUCCCACUACCACAGAGCUGACUCCGGCUCAACAAACCGAACAAGCCCGCGAAAAGAUUGCGACCGAUCUAAGGACUUGGAAGGAGAGGUCCGCUGCCUCAGCUGAAAAGGGGCGUGAAAACGUACAGGAAAAAGUCCAUCAGAUUGUUGAGAGCAUUUACAAUCGCCAACGGCCCGUAGGUGAGGCCCUCCUCUCUUCGUUGCAAGGGGUGGUCGAACGCGAGCUACACGGAUUGAAAAGCGAACUAUACGACAUCGUUCAGUCGAUCCCUGCCGAAUAUACACCAGAAGAUGAAUUGGGCGCCCAAGACGAAUUUCUGCAGGCCCUGAAGUUAUCUAGCCUUGCCAUCCGGGAGCGGGCGCACGACCUCCGCCUCUGGUUCAACGAGUAUAUGGAUACCCUCACGGAGUCCAUUAACAAGACCGUAAACAACACGCUGGAUGUGCUCGACAAUGUCCGCAACCUUAGCCUCCAGGAAAUUGGAAUGCGCUGGUCACAGAUGGACGGUGUCACCUACAACGACUGGGCCAACUUCUACGACCUGAAAACCAAACUCGUGGAAUGGAAAGACGAUAUUCGACAGGCUGGUAUGCAGCACAAUACCUUCCUUGCUGCCAAGGAGUUUGCAGACUCUAUCGUCGCGGCGGGAAUGGACGCUGCACGAAACGCUGCACAGCAGCUGUCAGAGCUAAAGGCGAUUGGCAAGCUAAAAAUUGAAGCUGGGGAGACGAGCGAAAAUCUUGAUGUCAGCCACAUCAAUGAGGAGAUGAUACAGGAAAGAAGAAAGUCUAUGAAGACCAGUUCACCUCCCACUCCACUUAAGACCACGGACCUUUCGGAUUCACCCACACCAAGUGAUACAGAAGUCGUACAAUCGGCUUCUGAGCCGUCAGCUCCCACAAGCUCUGUGGCCGAGAGCCCAGGGGAGGAAGUCGAGGCUCCACUAGUAGACAAUAACGGCGAACAACCCAAGGCAGCCUUCUUCGACGCAGAGCCAACCCCUUCAGCCGACGCUCCGGCAAUAGAGCCAACCCCUGAAGUACCGGCUUUAGAAGAGACCCCUGCCACGGGAACCCCAAGCGAAUCCGCACCGAACACAACAUCUAUAGCAGCCAUUAUCCCCCCAUUGGCCUCGGGAAUCCCAGGCUCGGACCUAUCAGACGCAACAACAUCAGAUUCGGAUAAAGUGAUAGAUUACAUUUACAAGGAACAAGUCCAAUUAGAGGCUGCCGACGAACAGCGCAAAGCCACAGUACCAGCACAUGAAGACUCUUCUUCAAUCCCCAGCUUGAUUUUAGCCUCAAGCACGGCUUCGGCAAUUCCUAGCCUUGUGACGCAGAAGAUUGAAGAUGCCAUACUAGGCGUUUCAGAUGAUAGCAUCUCAAGCUCUACUCUUGAAAAUAUUUUAGAACCCGCUCCGUUGACACCCUUGACGGAAGCCCUUGGGGUCGAUGAGAUCAUCGACUCCGCAACAGAUGAGCUCAGCUCAGUCAUCGAUUCUGCAAAGGCUGGACUGGAAGGGGAAUCACCUAUCCCCAGCGAGAAAGUCAAUUCUCUCAUCGGAGAUGCAAGCAUGAAACUCGACGAAGUCUUGCCAUCGGCCCAAUCAUCCAUAAGCUCUCUCGAGGAGAUACCAGUCGCCUCUCCAUCCCAAUCAGCUGGCGAUAAGCAGCAGGAAUCCAUCGACAACGAGAUCGCAAGGCUAACAGCUGCCCUACAGGCGGCUCAAGCUCGUCUAUUAGAAUUAACCCAAGCGGGGAGCUCGACCACGGACACCCCCGAGCACAAGACAGAAUCGGAGUCCACCAUCCCCGAACCCCCGUCUGCAUCCAGUCACGCAGAUGAAAUAUAA
This is a messenger RNA of Arthroderma uncinatum, 3225 nucleotides long. RefSeq lists its product as uncharacterized. The coding region runs from base 1 to 3225 and encodes 1074 amino acids. The transcript is spliced from 5 exons. Gene Ontology annotation, biological process: protein transport. The record is from RefSeq and is a predicted model, not a curated record. Lineage: Eukaryota; Fungi; Ascomycota; Eurotiomycetes; Onygenales; Arthrodermataceae.